AUGCUGCGCGCGGCGAGGCGGCGUCGGCGGCAGGAUACCAUGCGAGCGCGCCCGCCGCCCUCGCUUAUAAGAAGCUCCUGGCGAGCGGCGCCAUUUUAAGCCUCCCUCACGCUCGCUCUCUCGCCCGCUCGCUCGCUCGCUCUCGGUGCUCGGUGGCCGGCGGAGGAGGAGGAGGCGGCGGCGGCGAGGACGGGCGAAAGGAGCGCUCGCGGAGGCGCCUGCGUGGCCCGCGCUGCGGCGGUUAGCGAAGGGGGCGAAGGCGGCAGCAGCAGCGGCGGCGGCCGGGGGAGCAGGAGCCGCGAGGAGAGGAGGACCUUGCGCUCUCUCGCCUCACCGCCAGUGUUAGUACCGUUUCGGGGCUCCCGACUGUUCCCUCCUCACACGAAACUUGGCCUUGGUCCCAGCACUACUGCUUCUGAGGGGGGGGGGGGCGGGAAGAGUAUAAUGGUGUGUUGUUGGGGAGGGGGGUGAGGGAGGCUGUAUUUUUGCCUCAUAAAUUGAUUGGAUUUGGGGGGGAAUAGAUACUCCUGUCUUUAAAAAUCAAAAAGUGAGGGGACGACGACGGGGUUUUAUUCUUGGGGGGGGGGGUGGUGGCGGAAAAAUAAAGAAGGCAGAAAGCAAAGGAGACCCGGAAGGCGUUUCUGUAAUUUCGACGUUGCGUUGAGAGGUGGAAGGGGGGAUAGACACCCCCCAAUAUUUAAAAUGGGGGCACCGUUGGGAUCAGGUUGCGGGAAUGUUUUCUCUUUUCUCCCUCCCCCCCCCCCACUUCCUGUGUUAAGGGCGGAGCGCAACUUCUCGGGUUUUUAACUCGCAGCCUUGGCCACAAGGUGGGACCUCUCUUCCCUGUCGGCUCGGGUGAGGUCGGGACCGCGAGCCUUGGCAUGUACACCUCGAGGCGCGCUGGGGGGAGUGGGCGGGGAGGAGAGAGAAGAGAGAGAAAAGGGGCGAGCGCGCCGUAAGGUCCGAAACGUGCCACAAAAAGCGCCCGGGGGAUCGGGAAGGUGGGGGAUUCCUGCAGACGAUCCGGCCCGGAGCAAACGGCGUCUCGUGGUGGGCUUGUUUUCUCCGCCGAGGUCGUGGAGCGACUUGCUGGCGGGUUUUCGCCCCCGAGGCUCGGGUUAGGGGGAUGGUGGAGGAAGCGGGUGUUUGGGAAGGUAGAGGGAGGGGGGGCGAAGUCUCGGGUUAGUUUGGAUUGUGUGUAAUUAACUCCGCCGCCUCGCUGCAGUCAGCAGCACCAGAUAUCUGUUGCAUUGUGGGGUGGGUUUUUGUUUUUUUUGGCCUUGCAGGGCAAAGAGGCUCUUUUGAUUUGUCCAGGUCUGUGAAAAGUGGGGGGCGGCUCAGAUUCCCGCCGCUUUGGAUCCGAGUGAAGAAGCAAGGCGUGCCGGAGAUUUGGGCGGAUUGCAUAGGAGCUCUUUGCAAAACAUCUUGGGUGGCACAAGGAUCUUUGAGAAGGGUGGAGGCGACCUUGAUAAGGAAGGGAAAGUGCGCUGCUGAAUCUGGUGCGGGGGGACGAUGAAGGCUGUAGGCUUUCCUAAAUGUUCCAUUCGGGUCUCCCCUCGUGAAGAUGCUAAUUUCCCCUCCGGUGCCUGUUCUUACACCGAGGGGUGACUUAACCAAAUCCUGACACUGCUAACUGCCGCUGCCAUUUUUCUAGAUAGCAUUAGAAGAGAAAGUUGAUACCCCGUCUCUUGGAGGUUUGAGAAGAAACAGGCUCAACAAUAUUUAGAACUUCCAAAACUACUGUACGUGCUGGUGUUCUGUUGAUUUUAGGUAUUUGAGCAGGCAUUGCUUUACCAUCCUGCGUUUUCCUCUUUUUGCCUUCCAAAUGUGUACAAUGAAGUGUGUGGUAUGAGAAGUAUGUAGAAAAGAGCUUGUUUAAAAAAACAAAACCCAGUGGGAGCUUAAUAGCAGAGGUAAGCCCAAAAUACAUGACUGUCUUAUAGUUCCAGUUGGUUCAGGGCAUACUAAACUACUGUGAAGCUUUAAUGGUGUUUGGCAUUUAACUCCUUUGGGUUAGGCUCCUCCAUAAACAUUCUCCAUGCUUUUAAAUGUUUCACACAAGUAAACCUAGAGACCUAGUACAAUUGGCUGAGCACCCUCAAAACAUGACAUACCAGAAAACAAGCUGGGACUUGAGAAGGAAGGUUAAAAUGCACAUUCAUAACUUAUCUCCUCUUGGUUUCACAAAGAUUACAUAUGCCAACCAACUACAUCUCUUGGUCUUAAACUAACUGGCGUUAUUACUUAAGUCUUUCAACAAACUAUAAUUCUGUUUUGAAUGGAAUACAAAUCCUAAUUAAGAACUGCAACAGAAAUGGGGAACUUGUGCCCCCUCCUACAGCUCCCAUAAUCCCUGAUUAUUAGCCAUUCUGAGAGUUUGAGUUCAACACCUGAAGGGUCACAGGUUCCUCAUCCCUGAACUUCGUAUAUUAUGACAAGACAUAGUUUAGAAAAUUCUAAAACUGCAGGCAUUUGAACUUUGUGUGGCUUGGAGUAAAUUUGUAUAAAAUUAGGUUGUAAAUGCAAAGCUUUCACAAGUGUUUGGCAUCUAAUGCAACUUCUAAACCAGAGUGGGGGCAUGCUUGGAACAAAUUUGUAACUUGUAUCCAGGUAUUGAGUAGUUAAGACCCUUAUGACUGUAGGGCAUAUAUUCCAGUUUAAUGUUUCUGUUGAAGUUUAAAUUUAAAAUCUAGCAUGUUGUGGAGCAUCUCUGCCAUCUGAUCCAAUUCAGGCCAAGCCAUAACUUGUGCUAAUGUUAUAGAUGUGAAAAUCUAUAUGAGGGUGCACCUUCAAAAUACAUAAGUGUACCCUUGGCAGCUAAAUCUAGAGUUACUGGUCUAAGACACGAGCUUGAACAUCUCAAAAAUUUAAAGAAUAGUUAUUCUGUGGCCGUAGUGUGAAUGCUUUUGAGUGGCUAAAACUGUUCAGCAUCUGGGUAUUGAGGCUAAUAUUUUAAGAAGUGCAUUCUGAGUGGAAUGUCGUGUGGUACUCUGUAACAACUGUGUUGGCAGUCAUUACCUGUAUAUAACUUCAAAUUCUUGUACCUUUGCAUUGAUAGUCCAUGAGAUCUAAUUUGUUUGGGAAUGAAAGUUGAGUUGGGAUUUUCUUGGCUACCAUACUGAAUUGUCCCCAUUUAAAAAAACUAUGAGCUUGUUAUAAAUUGAGCAAAUAUUAAGUGCCUAGUCACUGUGCUUAAAGACUAUAGAUGUUGCCAUCUACGUUUCUGAAACUUCUAGCCCUCAUACAAGCUUCUGUGGUCUAAUGUUGACAACUUUUGAUCCGAUUUUGUAUAACUUCAAAAGGAAAAAGGCUGCUUUGCUUCUGUAGAAAUAACAUAUAUGAAGAAAUCACUGCAAUUCCAUAUGUAUACCUUCACUUCAUUCUGCAUAACAAACCUAUGUGGGUUUAUGCAUAACAUAAGUGAGCUGUUUCAUACGUAAAGUGAUUCCUGCAUUGGAAAAAUGGGGAACUUAAUUUAUUUUGAUAAAACCCUAAAUGCUGCAAAAAUCUUUACCUAAAGAAUAAUUGUUAUUGUUUGUAGUAAUUCAGGUGAGAGCAAGCAGUUAUGGCACAGCUGGUAUUUGAAUCUAAAUUUGCAGCUCUGCCCUGCUCUUUCCAACAGCCAAUACUGCAUGUACCAAAAGGGCGCCAUAUGGUACAUCUGGGUUACACUUGCUGCUCUUUUCUGGGAGGAUUAAAAAGUUAGGUGAUGGAUUUUAAGCAUUAGUGUGGCAUUUCAGCUUUUGAAGCAGAUUGUGGUUAGCAUGAACAAGUUUAUAGUGGAUAGUAGGAUAGCUAGUAUGGUGAUCAGAUGUGUAUACUGCCAUGUGAGUAUGCUUUCUAUAAAGUCAUGCUUCCAGGCCUAUAUAUUGAACCUUAAUGAAUGUAGACAUUUAUACAGUAUUGUGAAAAGCUGGGCUAGACAUUUAGUUAAUAAUAGUUGUCAGUAGAGCUUUGCAAACACAAUGUUCAAAUUACAGAUUCCUAAAAAUGUUUGGUGUUGGGGGGGAUAAUAUCGCAUAUUGGUUCUUAGGUGGGGUAAGUCUUAUGAACUAAUUCAUAACUUAAUUGGGAAAGUAAAGUACAGUACUAGUACUCUAUAGGUCAGUAGUUUAAUAUGCAAGAAAUAUAAAUAUUUUAAAAAGCAUGCAUAGCUAAUAAACAAUUGUGCUUUAAACAACUGAUCUAAAAUACUUGCAAGAUGGGGCUUGACAAAAUUAAAUGCAAGAUAUUAGGGUGUCAGUAAUUUUGCGUAAUAAUUCUUGGAUAUUUGUUUCUAACAGGUGUUUAAUCUAGGCCAAUCCUAGCUUCCUAUUGUUAAGUUGAGUUUUAACUUUAAACCUGUCUGUUAGGGUUUGUAACAGGAAAGUACAGCUGUCCUGAGUUUGAAUGCCUCAUUAUAGUUGGUAAUUCCAUUCCUAAACAUCUUACCAUAAAGUUGAUGCAUAGGUAGCUUAACCAGUUGUCAACAAUAAAUUGGAAAUAAAGGCAGAAUGGUGACAUUCGAAAUACUUUUAUGAUAAAGUAAUGAAUAUUUAUGACACAAGUUGAGGGAUAUAAUGUUCCACUAAAACGCUCUUGGUGUCUUUAGCAAGUAGUUGCAUGUUAAACUGGGAUGGUCAGUAAUUAAAGGCUGUAGGUGGAACUGUAGUGUAAGAGCUUACUGGAACAGCAGAUUCUGAGUGGAAGUCCUAAAAGAGGAAGAGGAGAAACUUCAUAGUAGCAGUGUUGGCAAAUUUAAAGAACUUGCUAUUCCAGAAUUCCUGUUGGUUUUAUAGGAAGAUACUAACACAUCCAUCCAUCGGAACUUCAGCCUUGAAACAUGUAGAGGUAUUUCACUGCAUGUCCAUGUGUUGUUGGUUGCAUCAUAUUCUAGUUCUUUGCAGCAUGACAGUAUUUUUGUAUUGUCAGAAACAUACUUCCUGCAUGCACAUUCAGUUCUGCAGGCAUACAUAAUUUGAGAUGGUCUUAAAUCAGGUGAGGAUCUAAGAUAGGAAUUAUGAGAGUUAGAAAUGUAUAAGCUUGCUGAAGGCAAUCAUACGGGUUUUUUUGUGGGGGUAGUGAGGGAAUGAGUGUAGCAUGCCCGGCCUGACUCAGCCAAGAAUUGAUCAGUGAUGUGUGUUUAAUUAGCAAGAAGUUGGUACAACUGUAACAUGACAAAUGCCACGAGUUAGUUCUUAAAUAGUGAAUUAAAAUUUUAGCAUAUAGACUCCAGAAAGUUAUCUGAACAAUGUUUCAAAAUAAUACAGCUGUGCUGAACAUCCAUAAGUUCUCUGGUCUGCAUUGCAAAGUAGAGGGGAGUUUAUGGUCUGUUAGUGAGGCAUCAUUGGUUAUUUCUCCAGUUGGAAUAGAAAUCUUGAUAGAUAAAGCAUUAACUGGUCUAUUGGCUUCAUUUAGCAUCAAACCGCUUACACUCAUGCAGCCAUCUUUCCAUGAAGGGCCUCUUACUAUGAACUGGCUCUCUAGCCUGUCAUAAAUUCAAUAUAUCACAGAAAGUUUCUGCAGUAACUAGGCAGACCAAGAACUUAAGUAGUUGUCAACUGCUUAAGAACUUCCCUGACCAAGAUUUUUUCCAACAUCCCUGAAGUGUAUUAAGUUAUUGGACUUGGUUUCUCUUCCCCAAGAAGACAUGGGCCUAGUUUGCACAAUCGGAUCCUAACUUAAUAAGCACCAUGCACCUACACGUAAGCAUUUCUGUUUCCACUUUGUGAGAACAGGAAAGCAAAUCAGGAACCUACAGUUAACCAUUGCUUCCCAUUGCAGGAUCUACUUUUAACAUGAAUUUUUCUGAAGAAAACCCCCAAUGAAUGUAUCCUGCUUUAUGAAAAACAAAUCUAGAAACGUGCACACUGCAUAGUAUACCUUCCGUCAAGCAAGUGUGAUUUUUUUUUUAACCCCCUGCCCCAAACCAGGCUUAGCGGCUUUCUUCUUUCACUUAGUUGAGUUUCUUAUAAGAAUAUAUUAAACUGGGUAUGAUGAUGAUGAUAAUAUUUUUUUUAUACAUACAUACAUACCCUGCCCAUCUGGCUGUGUAUAGACAGAACUUAAGGUGCAUCCAACUCACACACUGACAUAGUAGAAACUACUAUGCUCAAACAGGUCUGCUUGAUAGAAUGUUGCUACUUAAAUGUUAAUGCUGGUAUGCAUGAAUGGCACAACAUCAGAAGUAACCAUGUGGAUGAUGUGGAAGUGACCAUCUUCUCCUGUAAUUUAUUACCUGCAGGAAGGCUGGCUAACUUCUGUGGCCUGCUAAAGUUCUUCACCCUGUGAUACUGCACUUCCCCUGUAGGAGGAAAACAAUUUAGCUGAUAACACUAGACAAUUUGAUAGUUUGUUAGAGGAGAAGUUGUCCUUAAGUAAUUGGAGUUGAAAAUUAUAUUCCCAACUUCAGUUGCAGCUAGCCUAUUCAGACCCUCUGAGCAAAUUGUCUGAAUGGAUACCUGCAUGUGAGCACCCUCUCUAGUUGCAAUAGUUUCAUUUAAAAAUCAGGUUUUAUUUCUGGUCAUUAAAAAAAAUUUUUUUAAGGUACUCUGGGUUCUUUUGUAAUUUUAGUAUUAAAAUUUUGGACCUGUUUGGGCUAACAUGUUCCCAUGUGAUGGGCUGGUGGUAGUUAGAAUUGGGCAGUGUUUCUGUGAGGGAAAUUUCCUUGGUGUCUUAGGUUUUGCUCUUUAAACAGUAUACACUGCAGAGCUUGUUGAGUGUAAUAUUAAAGUAAAUUAAAAGAAAAAGAAUGCAAGUAAGGGCAUAGUUUUGUUAGUGUUCACCAGUUUUUCACUUGGGGGAGAGCUAGAACAGUACACCAGAGACUGCACACGGCUUCUAAUAAAAGGAGAGGGGAGAAAAUGCAACCUUGAAUUCUCAGGAGGAUAGGGAAAAGGAGUGUUUAAUCAUUCUAUUUUGCACUUGCAUAAUGUAGUGGAAGCAGUAUGUGUAUGAGGAACAAAAACACCUGCCGUUUGCUGUUUAAAACCAAAUAUUGCUUCAACUAAAGCUCUAGCUUGGGAGAAGGAAAACUAAUAUUUCCAGUGCAAGUUAAUUGUCUGGAAAGGACUCUUAUUUUGGUGUUUCAGAAGUAUUCAGUAAAUAUUUAUUACUCCUACAACAGGAAAAUAAUUAUUUGUUAAGUUACAUGUAAGUGUGGGGGGAAUGAAACCUACUCCUAGACAACUAAUACUGCAAGUUUAAACAUGGUGAUGUUGAGGCUAGAUAAACUUGCUUUCUUUGAAGCACUGUAAUAGAAAUUAGUGAGUCACUGGAGUAAUAGUAAACUUUCACCUGCAUAUGAUAGUAACUGAAUAUGUAGUAACAUUUUUUUCACUUCUCCAAAUGGCAGAACAAAUUUUCACUGAGGUCUUGGAGCUUUUAAGUUUCAAGAUUCAACACAGCAACACUGCAGUUCAUAGUGCUGAAAGAAUUAUGGAGGUGCCUGAGUCAAAUUUAUUUAUCUGAAUGCUGCCAGGUUAUUGUAAAUUUUUCUAAAGCUUUUUUAUAUGGCACAUAGUUCUAUUUUCAGAGAGUGAAGAAAAGGAUUAUGGCACGGUACCUCAGUCAGGUGUAUAAACUGUGUCGGUCAGUGAAUAUUUGAAAAAUGCCUGUUUAGAGUAAGAUACUCAGCUGAUUCACUGACAUAAGCAGCAUGCAGUCUUUCUUCCCUGCUAGUAGUGGGUAGACCAGCCUAAGAACAGGUAUGUAAUUUUCAGACCUUGUAAACAAGUAUAAAUAAAGACUUUAAAAUAAAGUAAUAGUAGUAGUCUUAUUGAAUGCCUUUUAUAUUGAGCUGCUUGUGAAGAUUGUUUGGAAACUGCAGCUGGGACAGAAUUCAGUGGUCAGGUUGCUAAGUGGGGCGAGGUGGUUUCAGCACAAUCCAGGCCCAGAACAAAGUUGAUUUUGAUCUGUUAAGUCCUGCGUGUCUCAGGAUCCCAAUACAUCAUGGACCGCCACUCCCCAUAUGGGCCAACCUGGACACUGUGAUCAUCUGAGGCCCUCCUUUGUCUGUCUCCUCCAUGGGAGAUCUGGAAGGUGGCAACACAAGAACAGACCUUUUCAGUGGUGGCUCCCGCUUGUGAAAUGCUCUCUCCUAGAAGGCUUGCCUGGUGCCGUCAUACAUAUUUUGUGUAAGUUUACAGAGCAACCCAUACUGUUCCAAGUGUGAUUGUACUAGUAGCAUGCACUAAAGAUUGCAGAUAUGGUUCUGGAAUUUGCUAUCAACAUUCGAGACAUUCAGAUUUCUGCAUAAAAGAAAAAAAGUUGCAAAUUUUAAGAGAAAAAGCUUUAAUCCAUGUAGCUUUCAGGGACCAAGCAGCAAAAGCAGCUCCCAUUUGGCCAUUCUUGUAACUUCUGUCUUUGGAAGAGUGCGCCAUGAGCACCUAUUUAGCUUUGGCUGGAAAGGCAUCAGUCCUAGAGAAGAAUGCUUACUUAGUUCGUGCCCCAUUCUGAGUCAGUAACAAAAUUAAGAAGAAACCUAGAGGAAUACAUAGGUGACUAGAUGGUUCUGAGUCAAUUUAGGUGUCAUUUGUUUUGGGAUGGACUAGAAGCUAGAAUUGUCCCUUGCUAGCAGUGCUAGAGGGUAGGUUUUUUUAAAUCUGUGCUUGCAUUACAUUUUGUCCCGGGUUGAUCCUGAGCCUGAAAAGAGGCUUUUAAAUAGCUUGUGCCUGUUGGAAUUUGCACCAGAUGGGCAUGCUUUAAAGAUACUGCUUUUUAUGCCAAAUAACACACACACAGACAAGUGGGCUGUAACUUGCAAGGCUGUAUGUACAUAUAAGCAGCUGCUUAAUUAGUGGACUUGUAAUAGAAAUGCAAUUUGUUGUUGUUGUUUAGUCGUGUCCGACUCUUCGUGACCCCAUGGACCAGAGCACGCCAGGCACUCCUGUCUUCCGCUGCCUCCCGCAGUUUACAUAAGGUUAUUUGCGCGUAGGAUAGAAGUUCAAAAUUUGAGCCUGCUGUAGAUGCAUUAAACCACAAUACCACAAACCAUCAGACUUCAUUUCCCUUGCACCCUAGAAUAGCAGUAGCUAUUCUAAAGUGGACAGCGUUGCCAGUGUAGUUUUAAUUUUCGAAACAGAUAUGUAAGCGAAAAACCUGUUUGUUGUAACAGGUAUCUCUGCUUUUGCCCCAGGAAAUGGUUAAAUGAUAAAACUCUUGUUUUCUUAAAACUAUGGCUGUCUAAUUUUAUAUUGACUCCUGAAUUGAGAGUAUUUCCAGAGCAUAUUUUGUAUACUGCCUAGAGGUUUUUACAAUCAAAUGGUAUAUAAAUUUUGUUUAAUAAAACAAUAAAAUAGAGCUGCUGUAGUGUAACGGAUAAAGAGACUGAGUUAUGAAUUUGAUAAGUUCCCACUUCUAAGUUGUCAUCUUGCCUCUGUUAUGAGCUCACUAGGUGGCCUUUAGGAAACUACUCUCUCUGCCUCAGUCCUAAUCUUAUGUGGAGGGAAAUACUGAUUAUGCAUUGUGAAUUAAACACUUUAGCACUCUACAGAAGUUCGUUAUUUGAUGCUACUAGUAUUGCUUAUUCCAUUAGUAUUUUAUAAUUGCCUCUCCUUUGGUGAAGCUGUGUAAACACAUGCUUGCAUUAAUAUUAUGGGUUGUGCUAAGAGCCCAAAAGUGCACUUAGGUACAAGUUUUUAGAUAAUCUGGUUGAUAGGUGCAUAUUGUUAGGCCUGUAGAACAAAUUCAUCUGCUCAUCUGCAAAAAUGUUUUCCACCAAAAUUUAGGAAGUCUGUGCUCUACUCUUAAGAAAAUAAGGUUGGUGGUAUAACCCAGACUCUUUCUAUGUGUCUCUAUGUAUAUACACACAUAUGAGCAUUAAGUCUUUAAUUAAGAACUUCAUAGCUUGCAAAACGCUACUGAAAAAGGGGUCUGCAUAUUGAACUGGCUGGUGUCCACACCUGUCCAUACGAAGAAUGGGACAUUGCAGUCACAGAUUGCCUGCCACCCAUCAGACUAGUGAGUCCAAUAUUAUCUGCAUUAAAACACACCAAAAAACAAACCUUGCAGUACUGCUGUGUGCACUGGUUCUUUGAUGCAAGUUGCUCUGCCUGUAUGUCUUGUCUGGUAAAGCUUCAUUAGUCUGCUUGUGUUCCAUUAUACGCCAUCUGAUAUGGAUUUCAUUAAUCACCUGUCUUGGGUUAAGAACCUGAAAGGUGCUAAUAUGAGCUAAUAUAAUCGCAUAAAAAGAUUUGUUGAAGCUAUGACUCCCACAUUACAGAGUAGCAUCCUUCUUGCUAUAAAGUGAAUACAAGUAAAACAAAUGUACCGUAAUUUCAUUAAUAUAUUUUCAUGCAUUGGGUUGCCAACAUGGCGCCCAAGGCAUGCAUGUGCCCAAAGGAUUUCCCCUCCCUGCUGAAACUAAGCUUUAUUAUAGCCAGUAGAACAGGUUGUGGCAUGUGCUUGGUUGCUGUGUGUGUGGUCCCCUUGACAGUUUCUGUACUUUGCAGAUGUGCCCAUGGGCUCUAAAAGGUUGGCUACGCCUGCAUUAGAAGUGUUCCUAAAUGUAACUGACUGCUUUGCACUGAAAGUGUUUAGGCUACUGCUUCAGUCAGGAUAUCUGCCUGAUCAACAACAAAUUUUGUUGAGUCUUGUUAAAGUACCCUGGGCUCAUCAGUUUUGAUUCUUUUGAAUAUGCUAUUAAGACUUGUAAACAUUUUAUUACUUGAGUUCACAACUAGAUUGAAAACAAUUUCAGUUUUUCUGCUGGAGAGUCUUAUUUAUAAGAGAACAUUAGAGGCAUGUGCUUUUGUGACUGUAGGUUAGUGAAGUGGCUAAUAAGCUGUUCAUUGGAACAACUAAAUUUCAUCGGAGCACAUUAGAUUUUGAAUUGUUGAUUUCUGAAGCAAAACAUGGAUGUACAUUCAGUAAUAGCUAGUAAAAUAGAAGGGGAAGAAACCUGUCUUAAAACCUGUUGGCUAUGUUAGGGAGAAAUGUGUGUAUGUUGUCUCGGAAGGAAGCAAGAUCUGUUUUUCUCAGGCAAAGUGUUUACUCAAGAGGUAUCAGAAGGAAAUGUUUCAAAAUUGAUGAAUGACAUAUAUAUAUAUAUAUAUAUAUAUAUACACACACACACACACACAUACAUACAUACAUAUAUGUAUAUAUAUAUGUAUAUAUUUGAGAACAGCUUAUAACAAUGUAUACAAGCCAUAGCAAAAAUUGGUACCUGAAGAGGUGGUGUGUAGGGAGAAGGGAUAAAUGUAUUUUGAAAUUAUAGUUAUCUGUUGGAACCAUACAUGCAGUUCUAUAAUGUAUACAAAAUUCUAUAAUGUAUACAAAAUUAUUUUGUACUAACCUUACUUGCACAUCUGGGGUGGGGGCUGAAACAGACUGGAGCCUUAGAAAAACAAAUGGAUAUUCAUGCUAAGGAAAUAUGAUUCCCAGACAAAGCAAAACUUCUGCAAACUUGUCUAACCCUACGGCAGAAAUAAUGUCUGCGUGAUAGAACCAGAUUUUAAAUUCCUUUGAAACAGCUUGGUAUUCAUAGUUGUAUUCAUAGCAGUGAUUUUGCACAGUGCACAGGACAUCUCCAGAGCAUCUAUGUAGACACUUUGAUCUCUGUUUAAACUUACAGGAUAGCUGCAGUCCUCCUUCACUUGAACUACCAGACAGUUCCAUGAAGGUGUGUUACACUAUUAAACCACCGUUCUAG
Messenger RNA from Podarcis lilfordi (Lilford's wall lizard), 11632 nucleotides. The record is from the annotation of a GenBank genome assembly. NCBI's taxonomy places the organism in Eukaryota, Metazoa, Chordata, Lepidosauria, Squamata, Lacertidae.